Nicotiana attenuata is the source of this 549-nucleotide messenger RNA. RefSeq lists its product as uncharacterized. Lineage: Eukaryota; Viridiplantae; Streptophyta; Magnoliopsida; Solanales; Solanaceae. The coding region runs from base 1 to 549 and encodes 182 amino acids. The record is from RefSeq and is a predicted model, not a curated record. The transcript has a single exon.
AUGCCCAAGUUUGACUUGUACGAUGGGCAUGGAGAUCCCGUGGCUCACUUAAGAGGGUUUUACAGCAAGAUGAGGGGUGAUGGUAGGAAGGAUGAGUUGUUGAUGGCAUAUUUUAGUCAAAGCUUGAGUGGUGCAGCGUUGGAAUGGUAUACCUGCCAGGACACUAGUAGGUGGUACACUUGGGAUGACUUGGCUCAAGCUUUUGCUCGGCAUUUUCAGUACAACGUAGACAUUGUUCCAGAUCGCCUGUCCUUGACCAAGAUAGAGAAAAAGCCCAGUGAAAGCUUCAGAGAGUAUGGUUUCCGAUGGAGAGAACAGGCUGCACGGGUCAACCCUCCAAUGGAAGAAGAUGAAAUGGUGGAGUAUUUUCUUCAAGCACUGGAGCCUACGUACUUUGGCCAUUUGAUGUUGUCCAUAGGUAAGUCUUUCAAUAAAGUGGUAAAGAUGGGAGGAAUGGUGGAUGAAAGACUCAAAUCAAGUAAGAUCAUGAGUUACUCCGCCAUAAAAGCAACCACACAAGCGAUCCAAGGUGGCACUGGGGCGUGUUAG